UGCUCUCAUUGCCCACCCGAGCUUUUUCGUAAAAAAAAAACCCAAAAGAUUGUCCUCCACAAUCGAUUUCAUACACUGACUUCUCAAGUCUUGCCACUUCAGUUUCCCCAGAAAAUGGCAACCCACAUCACAAACGGCGACGGAGUUGCCAGAGUCUCCGCCCUCAACUGCAUCGAUCUCUCGAGCUCCGACACCCACCAAUCCGUCUCUUUACUCAAACAGGCGUGUUUGGAUUGCGGGUUUUUCUACCUGGUGAAUCAUGGAAUAAGCGAGGAAUUCAUGGCGGAGGUGUUUGAUCAGAGCAGGAGGCUUUUCGAGUUGCCAUUGAGUGCAAAAAUGGAGCUUUUGAGGAACAAGAAUUACAGGGGAUAUACCCCUUCUCUCGACGAGCAUCUCGAUCAUGAAAACCAAGUUCACGGAGAUUACAAGGAGGGGUAUUACAUAGGAGUUGAGCUACAAGAAGAUGACCCAGAAGCUAAAAAGCCGUUUUAUGGGCCUAAUGUUUGGCCUGCUCCAGAUGUGUUGCCGGGGUGGAGGGAGACCAUGGAGGAAUAUCAUAGACAAUGCUUGGAGGUGGCUAAGUCAGUUGGUAGGCUUGUGGCCCUUGCUCUUGAUCUCGACAUCCAUUUCUUCGACAAACCAGAAAUGCUUGGCGAGGCUAUAGCAACACUGCGUUUACUACACUACGAUGGUCAAGUUUCUGAUCCAGCAAAUGGAAUUUUUGGAGCUGGAGCUCAUUCGGACUUUGGUUUUAUAACCCUAUUGGCAACAGAUGAUGUUGCAGGUCUCCAAAUAUGCAAGGAUAAGGAUGCGAAACCUCAAAUAUGGGAAUAUAUACCACCAAUAAAAGGGGUAUUUAUAGUGAAUAUUGGUGACAUGCUGGAACGCUGGAGCAACGGCAUUUUCAAGUCCACAUUGCAUAGAGUUGUAGGGAACGGUCAAGACAGAUACUCUAUCGCAUACUUUAUAGAACCAAGUCACGAUUGUCUUGUUGAGUGUUUGCCUACGUGCAAAUCUGAAAAGAACCCUCCCAAAUUUCCCCCGAUCUUGUGCCGCACUUACCUGAGCCAGCGCUAUUACAAUACUCACGCCAAUCUGAAUGUCUACACCGAACAUAACAAAUAAUUUUGUCAGUUCUGCUGCAAUUGAAGAUGAUUCCUCAUUCUUCUAAGAUAGCUAGCAUAAGUUUCAAUAUGGUUCAACGAUUGCUGUACUUGAUAAUCGCUACGUCACUGUUCAUAUUGUAUCCUUCUGUAACUUCAUAUAACCUUGUAAUCUGGUACCCUACCACAAUAAAAUUUCUUCCAUUUUUGUUGCAGAA
Malus domestica (apple) is the source of this 1321-nucleotide messenger RNA. Its product is annotated as kihadalactone A synthase LFS-like. Lineage: Eukaryota; Viridiplantae; Streptophyta; Magnoliopsida; Rosales; Rosaceae. The record is from RefSeq and is a predicted model, not a curated record.